Messenger RNA from Hyaloperonospora brassicae, 5667 nucleotides. The record is from the annotation of a GenBank genome assembly. Lineage: Eukaryota; Oomycota; Peronosporomycetes; Peronosporales; Peronosporaceae.
AUGCACGAGCCCAGCGGCUCCACGGCCGACCUCUUCUCUCGUGUGCUCCAGGACGCUGAGCAAAAGGCACUGCCAGAAUCACUACCAUCGACACCUGGUGCUAGCAACGAGAGCUCUGGCAUCGGCGGCUUUCUCGUGUGUCUCGACGUUCCAGAAGCCACGGAAUUUGGCGUCGACUAUGAAGUCUUUCGCACUGGAGCACAGUUCCAAGGCGUCAAGUUUCUGCCGUUAGGAAUCCACUUUGUGCUCUUUCGAUCUCGCGAGCACGAGCACGGGAUCCGACAGGGCUUUUUCAUCAAUGUCGAGCGACACGCACACGUUCUUGUGCGCGAGUGGAGUCCCGAGAAGGAGGAGCUGGGGCCCCCACGACCAGGCGUUAGCAUCGAAAACAUUGAGCGUGCUGUGCUGGCAUUUCAGCUUGACAGCGGAUUGGGACCGUACCCGAAACAGCACCUGAAGACAUGGCGCCGUCUCUCUAACUUUAUUUCUUCUUCGGUCCUCAAGCACUGCGGUGUCAGUUUUGGUGCCAUUCUUCUUCCUGGUGACGCGGUUGAAGACGCUGCAUCCACGUCUACAUCUCAGGAGAACGUGGUCCCUUAUUUUCCAGAUCUACCACGGACAGUGCGCUUUACGCUGCUGCAAAAGACCAGGACGGAUCUCGUGGCUGCAGCGAGGACAGCGUAUCACUUGGAUCGAAGUGAGAGACUCGAAGAGCUGCUCGAGCAGCAAUUUCGCGGGGACUGGAAAUGUCUCCUCGGCGAGUUGCAGCUGUCGUUUCUGCUUUUUCUGCAGCUGUCGUCUCUUGCCGCGUUCGAGCAGUGGAAACAGUUUGUGGCGCUCUUGUCGUCGUGCGAGCGAGCGCUUUCGGCUCAUCUGCCGCUCUUUGUCGCCUUUGUCCGACUUUUUCGAACGCAAUUGAAACAGAUUCCACAAGACUUUUUCCACGAUGACACGACCCGGAAGAACUUUCUCAGUCCGUGUCUCUUGUCUCUACUCGAGUUAACUGACGACGACGAGGCCCCAGUGCAGCUCCGACAGCAGGCUCGUCAGCUGCGGCAGCUGCUAGCGCAGCGCUUUCACUGGGAGUUCAGUGCGGAAUCAGAGAUGGACGAGUGUGCGCCAGUUAUCGUGACCGACAAAGAGCUCGCCCGAGCUGCAGGUGUUCGUCCAGACGCUCGUACGGACGAGGUGUCGUCGUCCAUGCAAGCACCAGCAUCUGCCAUCACGACGCAGGAGUGCCGCCGCGUCCAGCAAGUAGCAGAAGAGCGCGCGAACGCGGCAAUUGCCGCUGCCUUUUUGCGAGGAGGCUACGGCCUUCACGGCGGCUUACCCCACCCGCGCGGCAACACACAGCAUUUCGAAUACAGAGCCAAGAGCGCGCACCAGCACGACGCACGUCCACACGCCCAAAUGACAUCCCCAGGACCCGAUGGCAUGGACGCCAACGCGCCAGCGUUUAAGCUCGGCGGGGGCAGCUACAACCUCCAGCCCACGGCCCAAGCGUUCAACGGCUCGAUGAACUACGGACCGGCUCUCCCCAUGCACACUCAGCCAGGCAUGUCGCAACAAAUGCGUGGUCCGCCGGGCAACCAGCACCAGCACCACCAGCACCACCAGCACCAACAACAUCAUCACCAGCACCACCAGCAGCACCACCAGCAGCAGUAUCCACACCAGCAUCUGCGGAUGCGUGGGCUUCCACGAGGCGCGGUGAUGCAUCAGCCUUAUAUGCCUGGAGGCGGCAUGAACGCUGGAGCUCAAAGCUAUUACCAGCACCAGCUGCAAAUGCAAUCAGUCUACAUGAGUCCAGGCCAACCUCAUUAUCCGGGAGCUCAUCCCAUGUAUGCCUCUAUGCCACCAAUGCAAGAUAUGGCAAUGGGUAUGGGGGGUAUGCCUAUGCCUGUGCCAAGUGUUCAGCCACCGCCGAAGCGGAAGUCCAAGAUACUGGAAAUUAUUGACCCUCAAACGGGUCGAGCCAUUACUAUUGGCAACGUGUCGACCGCAAAACAGUCCAGUAGCACGAGCUCAGCAACCGCAGCGGAAGAUACCCAGAAGAACGCUGGAGAGCAGAAGAAACCACAGGAGAAGCAACCGACGCCUGCUGAGAUACCUGCUGAGAAACCUGCUGCUCCUUCACCUACUCCGAUUACCUCAGUGACGGAUGUGGAGCAGAGUGAAACAUCAGCUUCUGUUGCAAAGGCGCCGCAAGCAUCUCCAGACAGGAGAACUGCGAGUAGAGACUCAGAACCAGCAGCGUGUUCUGCCAAGGAGCCAAAGUCGACUCGAGCGACAAACGGUGCGAAGGACACGACAGAGUCAGUUGACGAGGCUGCUGCAGAAACACCUGGAUCCAAGACGAGCGAAAGCGCGUCUUCCGCUACACGGAAAACGACUACAACCGUUACUUCUAUCAGUGUUGAAGUCUCGUCGCCGAAACAGAAGACACAAACAACCAAGGAGCCAGCCGAGGAAGCGAUUGCCGCUAAGCGGCCCGAGCCUGUAUCUUUGGACAAGACACGCUCUGAUCAGAACGUUACGACGCCAACGCUGCAGCAGAAGACUUUGCCGGUGAAGGAGGAUGACGAGGUGCAGACUGAUGUCCGACAAAAGGCGCCAGCCAGCGCACCUGUACAAGCAACGACAGUGAACGUGGGUGCACAAGAGAAGUCGGGCGGCAAAUCGGCAUAUACGCUGGAGCUUAUGACAAGUUUCCGCGAGCAAUACAAGGACCUUCCAGCUACCACAACAGGUUCUACCUGGCCGUCGAUGGAAAUUACUAGCGAAGCUGCUGUGUCACGUGGCGGUUCCCGCGGAGGACGUGGUGGAGGUGGAGCGGGUUGGGAACGUGGUGACAAGCUGGCUGGUGGGACUGGUCGACAAGGAUCAUCACGUGGCGGCUCGGGCGGCGGCCAGUGGGCCCGGUCGCAAGACCUGCCUAAGCGAAGUGGUCGCGCCGAGCAUGGCGGCCGUGGGGAUCGUGGGGACCGUGGCAGCACCCCUGACUUGUCUCUUCUCGAUGGACCUGUGAAGCCGUUGACGCGGUCAGCGAAUCGAUGGAUUCCGACGAAGAACACUUCGACUCUAGAAGUGACGAAGAAGAAUGUGAACGGCAUUAUGAACAAGAUGACUCGCGAAAAGUUUGAGCGCCUGGCGGGACAACUAACUAGCAUCAACAUGGAAAGUCUGGAGAUGCUGCAAGCUGUCAUUAAGAUCAUUUUCGACAAGGCGGUCGGCGAGCCACACUUUUGUGACAUGUACGCAGAUUUAUGCGUGCAUCUUGAGACGAAUUGGAAGGUCUGGUCGUUCUUGAAGAUCGUCCAGAAUGACGACGACAAAACGUUCUACUGGACGGCUAUGUCGGAUUCUGACUCGGAAGUCGUUGGGCCGUUCGACACAGUCAGCGGUGCGCUGGAGUCGGCGAGCAGUGACGAGUUCGAGCCUGUUCCCAUUCCUCCCAACAUGAAGCUAAGUGAAGUCCGCGUCCGCCGCCAUAAAUUUAUCAAGGUGUGGGUGCAAGAAGACCCGACCAAGCCUCAGUAUUACUGGUCGGGCCAAGAUUUGGAUGACUUGGGAGAUGACCAGGUGUUGAACGGUCCUUACGAAAGCCACGAGCACGCAAGUCGCGUUGCUUUGAAGUCAUGUUCAUUCAGGCGUAUUUUGCUGAAUGCCUGUCAAGAAGAGUUCGAGAAAGACAACAUAUACGAAGAACUGGAGCAGAAGUUUAGACGGGACAAGGAGGAGGGCAAGAUCACGCCACAAAUGGCGACUGAUUACGAGGAAAAACGGCUGAUAAUGAAGUUGCGCAUGCUUGGUAAUAUUCGCUUCAUCGGUGAGCUAUACCGAAAAGGGAUGCUACAGGAGCGCAUCAUGCACGAAUGCAUCAUGAAGUUGAUGGACGUUCGUUUAAAUAGUGACAGUACGCUGAUAUGUGUACACCCAAACGAUCCUCCAGAUGAGGAGAGCAUUGAGUCACUGGCCAAAUUGCUGACCACGAUGGGGAAAGACUUGGACAAGCAUGGUGCGCAAGGCUGCAUGCCGUCGUACUUCCGCUACUUAGAAAGCAAGCUGGUAAAGGACAAACGUCUAUCGUCUCGUAUCACCUUUAUGAUCAAAGAUGUCAUUGAAUUGCGCCAGCAUAAAUGGGAACCGCGGCGAAAGGAGCUGAAGCAAAAGACGCUGACAGAAAUUCGGAAGGAGGCGGAACGUGAGGCUCGUGCGCCCCCGAGCAGUGCACCAAGUGGAGGUGGUCGUGGCCGAGGAGAUCGCGACCAGUUUCGCUCGGACCGUCGAUCCAAUGCGCCUCGCGACGCAUACAACAAUGGUCGGUCUACGAUGGCACCCGUGUAUCAGCAUUCUCAAUCAAUGAACAGCCGUGGCAGCAACAACCAGCAAGUGACGUUCAUACGUGGCAUCGGAGCUCGUGACGACUCCGUGCAGACUGGGCCUUCCGGAAGACCCGCUCAUUUCGGAAUGAGUGCUCGACAGGGUGGACGCGGCAACAGUGCGUCUCCCGCAAGCUUUUCUGGUAGUCGCCGUGGACCAGCAGCAGUUACUGCAAAGAAGCCACAAUCGCCUACUCACACGAAGGUGAUCGCCCCGCUCAGCGAUGAAAUUCGAGAGAGCAUUGGCAAGAAGGCAAAGUCGACUGCAGAGGAGUAUGCCUCGAUUGUCGACUUGAAAGAGGCUGACAUUUGUUUGGUCGAGAGUCAGAAGGAACACAUGAACCACGAAGACGUUAAUUGUGUGUUCGCUUUUGAGAUUCUGAAGGGGGCGAUCGACGCAAAGGCAGAAGUGCGUGCAAAGAUGGUGGAGCUGCUCGAAAAGUUGAGCUUGGAAACGAAAAGUCUCACGUUUGUUGGCAUUCGCUACGCUAUCGAGAGAAUGAUUGAGCUAUGCGGUGAUCUUUGGUGCGAUGUGCCGAAGCUGCACGAACAAAUGGCUGAUUUUGUGAUGCGUUUUAUGAAGAACCCGUCGCUUACUGGCGUCUCAUUGGACUGGGUUCUGGGCAAGUGUCUUCAGUCAGUGGAUAAAGCUGCAUUGAACGAACUGAUCGACGGAGGCUUCUUGGCUGCUCUACUGGGUGAAACAUUGAAGCUGUUGACGACGACUGGUGUUGAGAAGGCGACAAAGGAGAUUCGUGCGACGAAUAUAACGGUACUGAGUGUAUUUCCGUCCUACAAACAGUCUGCCACCGAUAUGCAGGAGUGGAUCAAGAAGUACGAUCUUGAGGCCGUCUUUUCGUUGGAGCCUGCUUUCGGUCUCGUGAACCACAUGAACAACGCCUCGUCAUACGAAGAAAUUGUUGCAUUCAUUGAGAACAACAUUCCUGACGCACUGCUCAACGACUCGUUUUUCGCGACAUACACGUGUCUGUUCAUUUUGAACUUGUCAAAGGAGGGUGAGCAGCUAUCGGCUGAGAGAUGCAUGCUUCUGACGGGCUUCUGCGGUACCUCUGACACCCAAGUUCGCCUAGUGUCGGCCAUUUUCCAGACGCGAAACGACAACGAUCUGGUAAAGAAGCUGCUCAAGCACUUGGUGAAGGAAGGCGCAGUGGCCCCGCUUGCAUUCAGCAAGUGGCUCGAGCUGCCAAACGACGAUAGUGUGAGUAGGAAGCGCGUGCAGGAGGAGCUGGGCCAAUUUGUAGAGGAGUUGGCUCGGACCAAGUGA